Rhodofomes roseus is the source of this 624-nucleotide messenger RNA. RefSeq lists its product as uncharacterized. The record is from RefSeq and is a predicted model, not a curated record. Lineage: Eukaryota; Fungi; Basidiomycota; Agaricomycetes; Polyporales; Fomitopsidaceae. Bases 1 to 624 code for a protein of 207 amino acids. The transcript has a single exon.
AUGACACUGGACGAGCCCAGUCGCUGGGAUCUUCUACGCGAUGCCGUGGCCCGCAUUGCCAGUAUCACGACGCGCGCGUUGCCCCAUCCAUACGGCGUCGAUCUGCGGUUCAUCAAUGCGCUUCUACAGGCACAGGACAACAUUCCCGCCGCCAAUGUGCUCAACGUACUCAACAGAAUGGAACCAAACGGCGGGACAGCACUAGGCGCCACUUUACGCAAUCACAUCCUAAAGCCAUUGGUCUACGAUAUCCUAGGUAGUCAGAUCCACAGCCGCCGCCUUCUUGAACGGCCCCUUUUGAUUUGCGUUAUCACCGACGGCUGUCCGGACCACGACGACGACCCGACCUUCGAGGGAGCCAUCCAGGAAUGUCGACAACGUCUGGUCAACGCGGGUUACGAGCCGACCGCUGUUCGAUUCUGUGUCAACCAGAUCGGUGGUGACGGCGGCUCUACGAGGUUCCUCGACGCUCUCAGGAGCAAUGCAAGCAUCCAAGACGUGGUCUAUUGCACCACGGAGCGGCUGGACCUGAAGUUCAGGCAAUUCAGGGAGAAUGGGCGGCUGCUGGAUGAAUGGCUCCUCCACAUGCUCUCUAACCCUAUCAUGCACCGCGUUGGAAAUUGA